Messenger RNA from Notothenia coriiceps (black rockcod), 3186 nucleotides. NCBI's taxonomy places the organism in Eukaryota, Metazoa, Chordata, Actinopteri, Perciformes, Nototheniidae. The record is from RefSeq and is a predicted model, not a curated record.
AUGGACUCCAGGCGCGGCAAGCUGCCCAGAGCGGUACGACUGCGAGCGCUCAGAAAGAGAAAAUGUGUGUGUUUCCUUUUAAGAUGGAAGAACUGGUGGGUCCGAGGCAUCCUCACGCUAGCCAUGAUCUCCUUCUUCUUCCUCAUCAUCUACCUAGGCCCCAUAGUGCUUAUGAUGAUUGUCCUCUUUGUUCAGAUAAAGUGCUUCCAGGAAAUCAUCACCAUUGGCUACAGUGUGUACCACUCCUACCACCUGCCCUGGUUCAGGACGUUGAGCUGGUACUUCCUGCUGUGUGUCAACUACUUCUUCUAUGGUGAAACCGUGACGGACUGCUUCUUCACUCUGGUGCAAAGAGAGGAGCCGCUUCGCAUCCUCAGCAAAUACCAUCGAUUUAUCUCCUUUGCCCUCUACCUCACAGGUUUCUGCAUGUUUGUGCUGAGCUUGGUGAAGAAGCACUACCGCCUGCAGUUCUACAUGUUUGGUUGGACUCAUGUGACUCUGCUGAUCGUGGUGACUCAGUCUCACUUCAUCAUUCACAACCUGUUUGAGGGGAUGAUCUGGUUCAUUGUGCCAAUUUCCUGUGUGAUCUGUAACGACAUUAUGGCCUACAUGUUUGGUUUCUUCUUCGGGCGCACCCCUCUCAUCAAGCUUUCCCCUAAGAAGACAUGGGAGGGAUUCAUCGGUGGAUUGUUCUCCACCAUAGUGUUCGGCAUCAUGCUCUCCUACGUGAUGUCCGGCUGGCGUUACUUUGUCUGCCCGGUGGAGUUCAACAACGACUCCAACCGGUUCCAGGUGGACUGCGAGCCCUCGGAGCUUUUCCAGCUGCAGGACUACACCCUGCCCUCCGUCCUGGAGUCCUUCANUUAUUUUAUUACGGAGUUUAUGUCCAACACAGACUCUAUCAUGAUUCGUCUUUGCCGGCGCCCCCUGCUGUGGACUCUGGACUCUCAGACGGCAGCAAACACCCAGAUCAGUCAGGUGUGUUUCAACAGUCCUGCCCUGAACCCAGAGGGCAGUGGGACCGCUCGCAGGCAGACGGUGACGGUGCAGAGACCGGCGGAGCAGGGCUUCACGCAGCAGUCCAUCCGCCCUCAGCAGCUGCUGGAGGGGAAGGAUGCAGAGGCCAUCUAUCAGUGGCUGCGUGACUUCCAGCUGGAGCAGUACAUCGGGAACUUCAUAAAUAACGGUUAUGAUGUUCCCACCAUCAGCAGGAUGACUCCGGAGGAUCUGACCGCCAUCGGAGUGACCAAACCCGGACACCGCAAGAAAAUCUCCAUCGAGAUCAACAACCUGAACAUCCCAGAGUGGCUGCCGGAGUACAUCCCAUCGGACCUGGGUGAGUGGCUCAGUGCCAUCGGCCUCCCCCAGUACCAAAGGAAGCUCUCUGAAAACGGCUACGACUCCAUCAGCAUCGUCAAAGACCUCACAUGGGAGGAUCUGCAGGAGAUCGGCAUCACCAAACUGGGCCACCAAAAGAAACUGAUGCUGGCGGUGAAGAAGCUGUGUGACAUCCACCGAGCAAUCCUCCAGGCGGAAUCAGGCCAAGGCACGCUGCGUCGUAAAGGCCCCGGGGCCCUCCAACUGGUGGCCAUCGAGCCGCCCGACUCUGCGGCGGAGUCUCCUCGCACCCCCAAGAUGCUUACCUUCCAGGACAGCGAGCUGAGCGCCGAGCUGCAGAGCGCCAUGUCCAGCCACUACGGAGGCUGCGAGGAAGGUCUGGCCUUCAAGAAUGCAGUGGGGAUGUCCCAGAGCCAGGAGAGCAUGGACGCCCGGUCCAGAGGCUCCGGGCGCUCCCAGGAGCCCCCCACCGCCUCCAUCAACCCCCACAGCUGGUCGCAGGAGAGCCUGGAGGGCAGCCUGGCGAGGGAGAGGAACCUCCCCGAGGGCUGGGACCAGCGGCCCCUGCAGCAGCAGACGCUGCCCAAGCAGGUUCCUCUGGGCACGGCCACCGUGUUCAAGUACCCGGCAAUUCCAGCCAAGCCUAAACUGCCUGGGUCCCCUCGGGGCCCCUCCCCUCACGGCUCCCCAGCACUGAAGGGUUUCAGCUACUUGCAUUCUCACUGUGGCUCCACAGACUUGAGCUCGAGGCCGGAGAACUACAGCAUGACAUUGACACCCCCUAAAAAACGCGCCCAAACACGCUACGCUCUGUCUGAUGGGGAGCCAGACGAGGACGAGUACGAGCCGUCGAGUCGCUGUAGAAACCUGUCAUCCUACGCCACCUUGACCCGCAAACCGGGUCGCAGCCAUCUGGCUCGAUUGCAGUCGAGUCCAGAGAAGAACGGCAACGUGGGACGCAGCCAGUCCUUUGCGGUGCGCGCCCGUAAAAAAGGUCCCCCUCCUCCGCCUCCGAAGAGACUGAGCUCAGUGAGCAGCACCAACAGCGACGAGCUCAGCGACAGCAGCACCACGUCCUCUGUUGGCGGGGGGGCAACGGACAGCCCAGUGAGCGUGAGGAGCAUCGCAGCCUCUUUGGAGGGCAGGACGGAGGGGAAAACCCCCAGCUCAGAGGAGGCUUCCCCUGCACACAGCGCUGCAGGGCAGGAGGCUGCGGGGGUGAGGAGGAGGGUGCAGAGCGAGUGUAUUCCAUCCCAGACCCGCAGCGUCCCGGUGCCGGAUCGGGGGGUGAAGUCUGACACGGAGGAGGAAGACUCAAAAAGUUGCAGGCUGGAGGGCUCCUCCUCCCCUCAGAACAGCUCCAGUGAGUGCAUCCCCUUCGCAGAGGAGGGUAACUUGACUAUCAAACAGAGGCCUAAAGCCCCCGCUCCCCCCCGAGCUGAGGCGGUGCUGGAGCCCCCAGAGGCACAAGCAGCCAAGGACUCAGAGCUGCCAGAGUUUAAUCUGAAGGAGUCGGACACGGUGAAACGCCGGCACAAGCCAAAAGACAAGGAGCAGGGAGAAGGCUCCCCCAGCAGAGAGAGGCUGGAUUCAGAGUCCCGCAGCAGCAGGCCCCCCUCCCAGUGCCAGGACCAGGACCAGCUCAGCCUGAGGAUCAGUGAGGCCCGGCUGGAGAGGCCUGCCAGCCCGGCAACAGGAUCCUCCAUCAGACCUCCCCUCUCUCCCAGACCUGCCGUCGCCCCGAAGCCGGUCCGCCACAGUCUGCUGGCCGCACAGGGUAAGAGACUGACAACACAAACUACCGAUAGGAAAAUUCUCAACAGUGGAACGAGCACUCCUCUUGAGUAA